GCUUCCAGCCAAUCACACGUGCUUCACUCCUCUAUAACACUGAGCUGGAGAAGUUCAGUGUGUAUGUGUGUGUGUGUGUGUGUGUAUAUAUAUAUGUAUGUGUGUGAGAGAGUGUGUAUGUGUGUGAAGGGGGGAGACAGAAACAGAGAGAGACAUCCAGCAGCCAGUGUAGAGUAAAGUGUGAUUCGAGGAUGGAUGCAAUACAGUGUUGUCUCGCUUUCCUCCUUCUGUUCUUUAACGCUUGGAUUCGCCAAUCUGAAGCCUUACAAUGCUACUGUCAUCGCUGCCCAAACUCGACGUGCACCACAGACGGCCUGUGCUACUUCGCCAUCACCAAGUCGGCCAGUGGGACUAAGAAGGAUAGCUGGUGUAUCAAUGACAGUGAGCUGAUCCCACGUGACCGGCCCUUCAUUUGCGCACCGUCCGCCAGGGACAACACUGGCGUGUACCCCAUGUGCUGCAACAUGGACUGGUGCAACAAGAACCCCAACCUCAGCAUCCUUCCAGUGCCGGUAGAGAAGCCUCCCUCACUGGGUCCUGUGGCUCUCGCUGCUGUGAUCGCUGGGCCCGUGUGCCUGCUCUGCUUCGUGCUGGUCACUGUGUUCUACGUGUGCCACAGCCGCUCGGUCAUCCAUCACCGCGUGCCUAACGAGGAAGACCCAUCCAUGGACCACCCGUUCAUCACCGUGGGCACCACGCUCAAAGACCUCAUCUACGACAUGACUACAUCCGGAUCGGGUUCUGGUCUCCCAUUGCUGGUGCAGAGGACCAUCGCCAGGACCAUCAUCCUGCAGGAGAGCAUCGGGAAAGGCCGCUUUGGGGAGGUGUGGAGAGGAAAGUGGAGAGGAGAGGAAGUGGCGGUGAAGAUCUUCUCCUCUCGUGAGGAGCGCUCCUGGUUCCGCGAGGCUGAGAUCUAUCAGACGGUCAUGCUGCGUCACGAAAACAUCCUGGGCUUCAUCGCUGCUGAUAAUAAAGAUAAUGGAACAUGGACCCAGCUGUGGUUGGUGUCGGAUUACCACGAGCACGGCUCCCUGUUUGACUACUUGAACAGAUACACAGUGACCGUGGAAGGCAUGAUCAAGCUGUCCCUGUCUACCGCUAGCGGCCUGGCUCAUCUGCACAUGGAGAUCGUAGGAACACAAGGCAAACCAGCUAUCGCUCACAGAGAUCUGAAAUCCAAGAACAUCUUGGUGAAGAAGAACGGCACUUGCUGCAUCGCAGACCUCGGUUUGGCCGUGCGCCAUGACUCGGCCACAGACACCAUCGAUAUCGCCCCCAACCAUCGAGUGGGCACCAAAAGGUACAUGGCCCCUGAGGUCCUUGACGAUUCAAUAAAUAUGAAACAUUUUGAGUCGUUCAAGCGAGCAGAUAUCUACGCCAUGGGCUUAGUCUUCUGGGAAAUUGCAAGCAGAUGUUCGAUUGGAGGCAUUCAUGAAGACUACCAGUUGCCGUAUUACGAUCUGGUGCAGUCAGAUCCGUCAGUGGAGGAAAUGAGGAAGGUGGUGUGUGAGCAGAAAUUACGGCCCAACAUUCCCAACAGAUGGCAGAGCUGCGAGGCUCUGAGGGUGAUGGCGAAGAUCAUGCGAGAAUGCUGGUACGCCAACGGAGCUGCUCGCCUCACCGCCCUGCGCAUCAAGAAGACGCUCUCUCAGCUCAGCCAGCAGGAGGGGAUUAAAAUGUAGGCCUGUGCUCCGGGAGAGUUACACACCUUGGCAUAUUAUUAUUUUUGUUUCUUUGUUUGUUGUUGUUUUUGUUUUUUUUUUCAAAUAUCUGUUCAUUAUAACGGUCAUGCUCAUUCUUCUGAUUAUCCAUGAUUAUCGCAUUACGACUUUUCGCGUCCUCCGUGCGUGAGGGAGAGAGAACGAGAGGGAGGACAUGAGCACUAAGCAUGAAGGCUUGUUUGGAUUUUUUUUCUUUAGCUUUGAAUGAGUGACUUUAGCCAGUGAAGGUCAUUUAAUGGUCAGGUACUUUAUUUUUUUUCCUGUUAGCCUGGGAGAAAUGAGAUUUGCUGGAGACAUAUCUCUCUAGGGUAUUUGCACCUUGUGUUUUCUCGUUCCUCAACACUUUUUUUUUUUUUUUUAACUUAUUUUUUGUUUUU
Ictalurus furcatus (blue catfish) is the source of this 2098-nucleotide messenger RNA. It is a transcript of the gene tgfbr1b, whose product is annotated as transforming growth factor, beta receptor 1 b. Gene Ontology annotation, biological process: nervous system development; transforming growth factor beta receptor signaling pathway; activin receptor signaling pathway. The record is from RefSeq and is a predicted model, not a curated record. The transcript has 9 exons. The coding region runs from base 192 to 1682 and encodes 496 amino acids. Lineage: Eukaryota; Metazoa; Chordata; Actinopteri; Siluriformes; Ictaluridae. Gene Ontology annotation, cellular component: activin receptor complex; plasma membrane. Gene Ontology annotation, molecular function: SMAD binding; activin receptor activity, type I; activin binding.